Saitoella complicata NRRL Y-17804 is the source of this 486-nucleotide messenger RNA. Its product is annotated as Homeodomain-like protein. Gene Ontology annotation, biological process: regulation of transcription by RNA polymerase II. Lineage: Eukaryota; Fungi; Ascomycota; Saitoellomycetes; Saitoellales; Saitoellaceae. The transcript has a single exon. Bases 1 to 486 code for a protein of 161 amino acids. The record is from RefSeq and is a predicted model, not a curated record. Gene Ontology annotation, molecular function: RNA polymerase II cis-regulatory region sequence-specific DNA binding; DNA-binding transcription factor activity, RNA polymerase II-specific.
AUGGCAUACCAAUACCCUCAACACCAACAACCACCCUACACGACCACCGCACCCGCACCGAACCCGGGUCUGCACUACUCGGUUGCUGACCCCUUCAGUCAACCCACGCCAUACGAUACGCACGGACACCCAUCAACCUCCAAGCGCCGUCGCGGAAAUCUCCCAAAACACGUCACCCACAUUCUCAAAACUUGGCUCAACGACCACACCCGACACCCCUACCCUACCGAAGAAGAGAAAGUGAUGUUGGCGGAACGAACGGGGUUGAGUUUGAAUCAGAUUAGUAAUUGGUUUAUCAAUGCGCGCAGGAGGAUCUUGCAGCCGGCUACGGCGUCGUCUGCGCAGGGUGGGGGUGGGGGCGGGGCUGGACAGGGUGGGGAGAGUACCGGGGGGGGUGCGGCUGGUGGUGGGGUGUUGGAUACGGGUGGACAGCGGGUUUUUGAGAUGAGAAAGCCGAAGGGGGAUGAGCCGCCUUUGCAUCAUUGA